GCACAGGGCGAGCGCCCCAGCCUCUGCUGCCCGCCGGCCUCGGCUCCCGGACUCGCCCGCCCGCCUCGCACCCUUCUCGCCCGGCGGGACGCUGUCGGGGCCGACGGCUGGGCGGCCGCCCCCGAAGGAAGCCCUCCCUCGCCGCUGCUGCCGUGGCGUUCUCGGGGAUCCGGCGGGGCUCGUUGGCCGGAGGAGCGGCCCCAGCGGCGGCCCCAGGGGAGCAGACGCUAUGGGAACGAGCUUCUGGAUGCAAGGCAGGGACAGCCCCAUUCUUCUCUGACAUCGGAGGGAAGUGACCCGUUGCCUUCAGACGCGCGCUGUGAAAGUGCGGCCCUGGGAGAGCCAGGUUUGCCCGGGACGGAUGUCGUAGCGACAGCGGCCGGAGCCUGGGGAGGAAACAUGAAGCACUAGCCCCUCCCAAGGAAAGGGUUUCAAGAUGGCGGCUCAGCGGAUCCGCGCGGCCAACUCCAACGGGCUCCCGCGCUGCAAAUCCGAGGGGACGCUGAUAGACCUGAGCGAGGGCUUCUCGGAGACGAGCUUUAAUGAUGUGAAAGUGCCUUCCCCCAGUGCCUUGCUUGGUGACAAUCCUACGCCGUUUGGAAAUGCGAAAGAAGUGAUAGCAAUCAAGGACUACUGCCCUACCAACUUCACCACCCUCAAGUUCUCCAAAGGGGACCACCUGUACGUCUUGGACACCUCGGGCGGGGAGUGGUGGUACGCCCACAACACCACGGAGAUGGGCUACAUCCCCUCCUCCUACGUGCAGCCCGUCAACUACCGCAAUUCGACGUUGAGCGACAGCGGUAUGAUCGACAAUCUUCUGGACAGCCCCGACGAAAUAGCCAAGGAGCUGGAAUUGCUGGGAGGGGGCUGGACGGAGGAGAAGAAGGGGUCGAAUAAAGCCCACAAUAAUAACCCUUUCUGGAACGGGGUGCAGACAAACCCAUUUCUGAAUGGGAACGUGCCCCUCAUGCCCAGCCUGGAGGAAGCGGUCCCCAAGACCACGGUGGACUUGCUGCUUUUUGACACCGAGGUGUCCCCCCCUUCUUAUACCACAACCGGUUCGGUGACCGCCAACAGCGUCGGCAAUAUCUUUGACGAAUUGCCGUCCGCCAACCGGCUCUCCGAUGCCGAGCAACCCGUCAAGCGGGACAACCCCUUUUUCAGAAGCAAACGGUCGUACAGCUUAUCCGAGCUCUCCGUCCUCCAAGCCAAGUCGGAUGCCCCUUCGUCGUCCACGUUUUUCACCGGGUUAAAGUCUCCGACCCCCGAACAGUUUCAGAGCCGGGAGGACUUUCGGACCGCCUGGUUGAACCACCGAAAGCUGGCCCGCUCCUGCCACGAUUUGGACCUGCUCGGCCAGAAUCCCGGCUGGGGUCAGACUCAGCCCGUGGAGACGAACAUCGUGUGCAAGCUGGACACGUCAGGGGGGGCCGUCCAGCUCCCGGACACCAACAUCACCAUCCACGUGCCCGAGGGCCACGUGGCUCCCGGGGAGAUGCAGCAGAUUUCCAUGAAAGCCUUGUUGGACCCUCCCCUGGAGCUCAACAGUGACAAAUCGAGCACCAUCAGCCCGGUCUUGGAGGUGAAACUGAGCAACAUGGAGGUGAAGUCCUUCAUCAUCUUGGAGAUGAAGGUUUCGGCCGAGGUCCGGCAGGACGUCGUCAGCAAGAGCACCGUGGCCGUGCAGUGCUUGCGCAGCGACAUGAAGGAGGGGCCCUACGUGCCAGUCCCCCUGCUCUACAACUACGGCGACACGAUCCAGGUCCACCUGGAGAACCUGGAGCCUUGCAUGUACAUAGCCAUCGUGGCCCACGGACAGAACAUCCUGUACCCCUCCACCGUCUGGGACUUCAUCAAUAAAAAAAUCACCGUGGGGGUGUACGGGCCCAAACACAUCCAUCCCUCCUUCAAGACGGUGGUGACGCUCUUCGGGCACGAGUGUGCGCCCAAGACGCUGCUGGUGAGCGAGGUCACGCGGCAGGUCCACGGGACUUCUCCGGUGGCCCUGCAGCUGUGGGGCAAGCACCAGUUCGUUCUGUCCAGGCCCCAGGACCUCCGGCUGUGCAUGUUCUCCAACAUGACCAAUUACGAGGUCCGAGCCAGCGAGCAAGCCAAAGUGGUCCGGGGCUUCCAGAUGAAGCUGGGCAAGGUGAGCCGCCUGAUCUUCCCCAUCACCUCCCACGACCCCAACGACCUGUCCGACUUCACCCUGAGGAUCCAGGUGAAGGACGACCAGGAGGCCAUUCUCACCCAGUUCUGCGUCCAGACCCCUCAGCCCCCGCCCAAGAGUGCCGUCAAGCCUUCGGGACCCCGGAGGUUCCUCAAGAAGAACGAGAUCGGGAAGAUCAUCCUGUCCCCCCUGGCCGCGACCACCAAGUACCCGACUUUUCAGGAGCGUCCCGUGGCCAGCCUCAAGUUCGGGAAAUUGCUGAAGACGGUCGUGAGGCAGAAUAAAAACCAUUAUUUGCUGGAAUACAAGAAGGGAGAUGUCAUAGCCUUGCUCAGUGAGGAGAAGAUCAAGUUGAAAGGGCAGCUGUGGACCAAAGAAUGGUAUAUUGGGUAUUACCAGGGUAAGAUCGGACUCGUGCACACCAAGAACGUGCUCAUCGUCGGGAAGAUCCGGCCGUGCUUUUUCUCUGGGCCCGACCUCAGUACCAGCGUGCUUCUGGAACAGAUCCUGAGGCCCUGCAAGUUUCUGACAUACAUCUACGCCUCCGUAAGGACCUUGCUCAUGGAGAACAUCAGCAGCUGGCGCUCGUUCGCCGACGCCUUGGGCUACGUCAACCUGCCGCUCACCUUCUUCUGCCGGGCGGAGCUGGACAGUGAGCCCGAGCGCGUGGCCUCCGUCCUGGAAAAGUUGAAAGAAGACUGUAACAAUACUGAGAAUAAAGACAGGAAAUCUUUUCAGAAGGAGCUCAUGAUGGCCUUGUUGAAGAUGGACUGUCAGGGCCUUGUGGUCAGGCUCAUCCAGGACUUUGUGCUCCUGACCACCGCCGUGGAGGUGGCCCAGCGAUGGAGGGAGCUGGCCGAAAAGCUCGCCAAGGUCUCCAAGCAACAGAUGGAUGCUUAUGAAUCUCCCCACCGGGACAGGAACGGGGUGGUCGACAGUGAGGCCAUGUGGAAGCCUGCCUAUGACUUCUUAUUGACAUGGAGCAAUCAGAUCGGGGACAGCUAUCGGGAUGUCAUCCAGGAGCUUCAUUUGGGCUUGGACAAGAUGAAGAACCCCAUUACUAAGCGUUGGAAACAUCUCACGGGGACCCUGAUCCUAGUGAACUCCCUGGAUAUUCUGAGGGCAGCUGCCUUCAGCCCCAUGGACCAUGAAGACUUUGCCAUCUGAUAUGGGGGCUUUCAAAUCCCUUCUGCUGCUUUCUCUUUAUGAUGAAUGGCCUUCAGCCCAGGAUGGAACUGAACACGAAGAGCAGGCCAUGCGGUACAGACCAGAAUGCUCUGCUCCAGACCGGUACCAUGGCCAAGGACUAAGCAUCUCCUUAUUCUUUUCUUUCCCAUCCCAUUUCUCCCCCUUCCUCGCUAUUCUCCCGACCCAGGACCAUCCCGAAGAGAUUUUCUAUUGUAUAUUGUUGCCAAUCAAACGGACUUUCUACUUGUAAAGUAUAAAAUGAAAAAUCAUGUUUUUAUAGCUAUUUGGAGAAAACAUACAGAAUAUCUAAUUUUUUAACAGACAAAAGGAAAAAAGAUAAAACCACUGAUGAGGUGAGGUGAGGAAGAUAUGGACUUUUUUCAAAUGUAUAAAGUCUUUUUUUUUUUAAAUUAUGAUAUGCUUUGUUUUCUUUUGAUCUUGUAAAAUAUAUAUAUUUAAAAAAAUUUCUCUGCUUUUGACUCCCCUACCCAGUUUUGCAUUUCAGCUCCGUGAGGCUGACAAGACUCUUAAUCCAGCAUGAUUAGGCUAAUGGAGUGGAUUCCAGCUUCUAAGGUCCUGAGAGAGGGAAGUGAGAUCUUCUGAAAUGUCUUUAAUCCAAAGCCUGAUUUACCCUCAUUUGAGAACGGCCCAGGCUUUGUUCUUUGGGGUUUUGUACCAUCGGAGUUUUGUUCAUUUUGGGAUCUCUUAGGGUGCGAAUCAGCCGGUGAGCUUUAGCAGGAAGCUCUGCAGCUGACCUUAUCAUUGUGUUCCUGGCAAUCAGGAAGCAGCUGGGGAAAGAAAGAGCCACCUCAGACACAGUAGAGGGAUUGUGGUACCUAACUCGGUAUCCCUGCCCUAUAUUUGGCGUAAAGACGUGCAUCCCCUAUGGUUCACAGGCGUGGAUUACCCGGCAGGGAGGAGCCGCCGGAAUCUCUCUCCCCUAGACUAGGCAGGCAAAUCGGUCCUUAAGAAGCUCGUCACAUAAUCGGUGGAUGUGAUCGAGAGAAAAUCCUUCCUCUAGACUCUGGCUCUUUUUCCAAAUGCAGCAUCCGCGACCCUCCCUCACCACCAGUGUCCAUAGGCAGCCUAACCAGGACCGUCCCAUGGUCGUUCCUGGCUCUCCCUUUGGGAGUACCAUUUACCAAAUUAACGACACUUACUGGGCUCCUCUGGGAAUCCCGUUGGUUAUCGUCUUCUUUGUUCUUCCUGUGGGUCCCUGGAAAUAAUGGGGGUGAGAAGGGUUUUAGCGUAACGAGGAGAUGUAAUUUGGAGUGCAAAUAUUCUUUGACAAAGGAAAAAUGUUUACCCCACACAGCAAAAAUCAAGUCCCUGGGGAAAGAAGGGUUAAACCCACAAUAGAAGGAGUCCUUUGUGAAUUCUGAAGCGAACUAGGCUGAGUGUGUGUGCAGGCUGGUGGCGGGUCUCAGGUUCUGGUGAAUGGUGGCUGGGUCUAGGAAGGGAGAGGCUGGUCUCCAAUGGCCAGGGGGAAAGGGGAGGUGCCGAGGGGCCAGUUCCAGAAUCCAAGCAAUUGAUCCCUCUCCUGUCACAAGACCCAGCAAGCCUUGCUCCCCGAGCACCCACCCUCCCUCCUAAUCUGCUCUGCUGGGGUCGGCUUGUCUUGCUGCUGGACGCCAGUGGGAAGCCAGAGCAGCUGCUAUCGCAAUUGAGGAAAGUCUGCCCCAAACUAGUGCCAGCAGGGCUUUUCCUCUGUGAACCCUGCAGAUGUUUCCAAACAAGGAAAUUUGUUCCCAACUCAAAAUGAGAGAGAAGUCUCUGAUUGUCCCUGAGCAAAGCCUUCCUCUUCCCUGACGCGGCCCAGGACCUCCUGGGCUUCGGCUCGGAUCAGAGAGAAAACAAAAUGGCCGUUUGCACCUUAAACUCAUGUCUUUUCCUCAGGGGCUUUGAGUAGUUUCCUAUGCAACUUAACCUUGUAGCACAACCAAAAUUCACCAAGUUGCAGAAGCUUUUUUUGAAUGUUACAAACCUGUUGAGUGUUUUUUUUCCCCCUGCACCAAACCAAAAUCUAAAUAAAAUUCGAAUGAAUCA
Molecule: messenger RNA, 5407 nt
Organism: Antechinus flavipes (yellow-footed antechinus)
Lineage: Eukaryota; Metazoa; Chordata; Mammalia; Dasyuromorphia; Dasyuridae
Gene: SH3BP4
Product: SH3 domain binding protein 4
Exons: 6
Coding region: 437-3340 (967 amino acids)
Cellular component (GO): cytoplasm
Molecular function (GO): protein binding
Source: RefSeq, a predicted model, not a curated record